Durotheca rogersii is the source of this 1652-nucleotide messenger RNA. RefSeq names its product FAD/NAD(P)-binding domain-containing protein. Gene Ontology annotation, molecular function: N,N-dimethylaniline monooxygenase activity; NADP binding; flavin adenine dinucleotide binding. NCBI's taxonomy places the organism in Eukaryota, Fungi, Ascomycota, Sordariomycetes, Xylariales, Xylariaceae. The transcript has 2 exons. The record is from RefSeq and is a predicted model, not a curated record. Bases 85 to 1590 code for a protein of 501 amino acids.
GAGCUUGUAUUCAUAUCUGAUGUAUUCCCGACCUUGGGAUUGCCGUCUUUCUCAUCCACCUCCCCCCCUGCACCAUCACACACAAUGGGUUCCCUGAAUACUGAAACCGGGACCGACGGCGGCCCAGCCCUUGGCAACAUUGGAGAUGUGGCUGUCAUCGGCGCGGGAAUUAGCGGCGUCGUGUCGGCCGCCCACCUCCUCCGGGCCGGCCUGAACGUUACCGUGUUCGAGCGGACCGGCGUCGUGGGCGGCGUCUGGGACUAUAACCCGCAGCCAGAUCGGGACCCACCGUUCCCUAACGUCCGGCCUCCCAGCCCGCACUGGGAGGACGUCGAGGAAGAGGGAUUGACCUCGGAUGAAGUCGCCCUGAGACAUGGCCCACCAACUCCGUGCUAUGCCGGCCUGAAAAAUAACAUCCCGACCCCGAUUAUGCGAAGCAGUCUCCUGAAUUGGCCGGAGAGCGACGAGGAGCUGGUAGAGCAGACGGUGGUUGCGAAGUAUAUCGCGGACAUCGCUAACCUUUAUAAUAUAUACGAUAAAGUGCAAUUUCACACCAGAGUGGAGAGCGUAUCAAAGCCGAAGGGCGACAGUCAGUGGACAGUGGAGACAAGGACCUUCUCGAGGGCUGGUUCCGGCCACACACUAACGAAGAGGACCUGGAAAUUCGAUGCGGUCAUAGUGGCGAGCGGACACUAUCACGUCCCCUUCGUCCCGGACAUACCUGGGCUAUCUACGUGGAAAAAGCUGUUUCCGGGUCGGGUCACGCACUCAAAACAGUACCGGACUCCUGCCCAUUUUAGCAACCAGACACUGCUCCUGAUCGGUGCCGGCGUCUCGGCUUUGGAUAUCGCUAGGGAGUCCGCGCCGUUGGGCGCCAAGAUUAUCCAGAGCAGACGAGAAAGCAAGUUUGACGUGCUUGCGUCGGCUCUACCCGAGGCCACCGAACGAGUCGCGAUGGUUUCCGAGUUUGUCGUUGACGAAGCCGCGGCCGAUGCCGGGCCCCAGGUGCUGGAGAAGGGACAGUCGAUACCAGGAAAGAUCAUUUUAGAAGACGGGAAAGUCCUCGAAGGUGUCGAUCACGUCGUCGUCGCCACUGGAUACAUCACCUCGUACCCGUUCCUCGGGGAUCUGGAGCAGCCUUUCGUGUCCUGGCAGGAUGCCGACGAGAAGACUCUGAUAACAUCGGACGGCUACAUCACGCACAACCUGCAUAAGGACAUCUUCUACAUCCAGGACCCGACGCUGGCAUUCAUAGGCGUAUCCCACCUCGUGUCGACGUUUUCGCUCUUCGACUUCCAGGCUCAAGUCGCCGCCAAGGUCUUCGCCGGACAAGUCCGUCUCCCGCCACAGGCGGAAAUGCAACAGGAGCACAAGGAGAGGAAGGCCAAGUUCCUUCCCGGAGACAAAUUCCAUAGCAUGUUCGCCACCGAGGACGCGUACAUCGAGAAGGUCCUCAGCUGGGUCAAUGGAGACUUGGCCAAGGCCGGGGUGCCGCUGCUCCCGGGGUUGGACGAGAAGUGGCACGCCCAUUACAAGGUCUUCAAAGACAGGCUGAAGAAUAACCGGCUAGGCGCAGUGAAGGAGGAUUAGAAGGGCUGAGGGCAGGAUCAAGAUAGCUGUCAGGCACGACAACACUACUGUAUAGAUUCGUU